CAGAACCAAACGUUAGCAAGACCCAUCAGAGUCCAGGGUUCUGUAUAAACAGCCCACUAGGCGUUCAAUAGCUCGCUGAGCCAACCCAAUCUAGACCCAUCAUCCUCUCUAAAAAGGAAACCCCAUCGGUGCUAUUGAUUCAAAGCUGAGAACUAUCGAAUAAUUCCACGCGAUAAACGUAGACAAAGACCGCGGAAAUUUCCCAUCAUGUCAGGGGAACGAUUGAGGCAGCGGGAGGCGGACGCCUCUGGUUUGUAGUAUAUAUCAUGGACUCGCUCUUAUUCUCAGGUGGCGCAGGUGAUUGAUAACUUUCUUUCGUUCAGUCUCUCGUUUUAGCCUUUUGGCUUAUUCGUUCGUUCAAUAUGCGUUCCCUUUCAGCGCUUGUGGCUUUGGCUUUUGCGAGUUCGUUUGAACUUGUUGCUGCCAGCAAUUGUAAGCCCUCUUCACCAGCCGGAGCCAAGACCACGGAUCCCGCUUCAGUUGCCAGCGGAACAGCAACAAAAUCAGCACCUCCGUCCGAAACGACCGACGGACCAGUCAUCAUCACUAAUUCUGUGACAAACGGCGACUUUGGAGGCUAUGAUCCUUCAUCAGAUGGCGGUAUCUACGCCUUUCAAGCGGGCGGCAAUGCGAAACUCCUGCAAGGUCCAGGAUAUCAGGGAGAUCAUACCGAGGAGAGGAACUGUGUACAACUCAAGACCAGUUCGGGAACUCCCGGUCAAAAGCGAGAUUUCGUAUUCGAGAACCCUUGGAUCCAACAGCAGCUCGACAAUCUGGAGCCCAGUGACUUCACUGUUCGCUUCUGGUAUUCUAUCGUGAACAAUGCUAUCGUGGACACAUGUCGCAUCGAAGGAUUCUAUGGAAAUGCUCGAUUUGGAGCGACUCCGUACUUUCCUGUUGUCGCUGAUGGCAACAACUGGUUGGAGUUUGUCGACUCUAUGCCUGUUACCACUACAAGCGGAAUGAUUCGCUUUGAGCUCAACUGUGUCAACGGAGGCUCUGCGGAGGUCUACUUCGACCAAGUCUUUGUGUCUAACAAAAUUGGUGAUGAGUGGGUUGAUGGCAUUUCGCUGUUCUUUCCUACGUCGAAGCAUGCUGCUACCAUUGCUCCGGCUCAAACAAGCACCGCUCCUGCUGUAGAUACAGCUGUUACCACCAGCGUUAACACUGAGGCUUCUGAUCUCUCUACCACUCAGUCACCUCAAGCACAAACCACUACCGGUGAAGCUUCAGCAACCGAUAAGACAACCGCCUCCGCCUCCGCCCCGACCUCUGCACCCACCGAUCCUACCACCUCCGGCCCCAAGCUCUGUGCCAAACUCGGUACAGGCGCACCUGGCCGAGGCUGCGCCAAGAGGCCUUAUAGCAGUACCCAAGGCUACAAGCGAUACGGUGGAAGCAAAAUCACAAAGGAGCAAUGCGCUGCACUCUGCCUUUCAGAUUCUAACUGCCAAAGCUUCGAAUGGCUCUAUCAAGGCAGCGGCUGCGCAAACACAUGUACCCUCCUCGCUACCAGCUGGGCUGAUAUUCUUACCAACGGGGGCCUUGACGCUGCCUGGGCUUACGACCGCAGCUGUAUUCAAGAAGACGAGUGCACCGAGCAACCGGCUGGUUCCGUAUGCGUUAACGUUAAUGCUGAUACACCCGCCAAGUCUUGUACUCAAGUCAAAGGCAAAGCGAAAGCUUGUGCCAAGCCCUUCCUGACUGCCUCGACGAGGGGCGUUUGUGGUCUUAGCAACGAAUGCCGCGACCUUUGUGCCAAGUAUCCUUCUUGCAAGUCUUAUGCAGCGACCUUUGGCAGCUGUAGCUUGCACGAUGCUAGAUCCUCUGAGGUCGCCGAGGCCGGAAGUGAGCUUUUCUGGUUUACGGAUAUGGAUUGCCAUGCUUGUGGACAGGGAAAUGCUUAUUUCGAUUACAUUUCUGUUGGACAAGACCCUGCGAAUAUGCCUCAGUGGACAUGUGCCGCGGAGGCUAAGACGACUUCGACUUUGGCGGCGCCGACGACCACCAACCCUGCUAUCACGACUACCUCUGACGCUGAAUCAGCCACGAGUGCAAGCCAAGCCAGCGACGAGGCCGACUCAUCAGCAAUCAUUCCGACUACAACUUCUACACCUCCCACCACUACAGCAGCGCUAUGUGCCAACGGCGUUCCAUCCCCUGGGAUUUGCUCCACCGCAAACACUGUGCCCUCAACAGCAACAUGUGGCAAGCGUGGUUGGCCACGCAAUGUCGAGCCAUAUGCCCGCAGUCUCGCUGAUUUCCCUAACCAAAACACAUUCGAAGACUGUGCUCUCAUUUGCAAACUUGAUAGGUCAUGCAAAGCCUUUGCAAUCGAUCCUACUCGAUCCGGGAUGAAGUGUAUGUUCAGUUCAGACCCAGCUAUCGACGGGGUCUCUAACGCCCCUGGCGUAUGGAGCGACUUGGAGUGUAUGAGAUGUAAGCUCUGCGGCGACGAAGUUACUUCUUCACAUCCUGCAUCUGAGUCGGAGAGUGCCUCUCUCUCUAGUCAGACGACUGAGGCUCCCACAACCAUGAUCACCUCGACACGGCCAGCUGGCGAGGACUCUUCCACCAGUCAAGCCACAACAAGCGCGUCUGGGGAACCAACUACUACUCAAACAGCACAAGCAGAGCCCACAGAUUGUGCAGUACCCUCGGCCUCUCUAAGCGACGACGUCACCUGCGGUAUCCCCGGUCAAAGUGGUCAACAAGCACAAAGCGCUCGUCUGUUAAACUAUAUCAUCAAACCAGUUGGAAGUCUCGCCAACUGCGCUGCCAUCUGUCUCCAACGAGCAGAUUGUCAAGGUUUUGCGUACAUAAAGGGCAACACUGAGUGUUACCCCUUCAGAGUUGGACCUGCUGGCUUGGGAAUCACGUAUAACCCACAGGGUACUGAGAAAUACUAUGAUAGGGGGUGCUUCUCUUGUGCUUCGUGACAGGAGAACCAAUAGGGCGGCGUGUUGUCCAUAUUUCUUAAGUAGGGUUGUUCAUUACCACCCAGGGGCUAAUUUUCUAAUCUUGACUAAUUUCAUACCUUCAAUCCUAAGUGAUGUAAAUACUUGGACAAGUUCAUGAUAGCUUAGGAUAGUUUAUGGCAUCUCAAGAUAAUUUAGGA
Messenger RNA from Fusarium redolens, 3118 nucleotides. RefSeq lists its product as uncharacterized. Lineage: Eukaryota; Fungi; Ascomycota; Sordariomycetes; Hypocreales; Nectriaceae. The transcript has a single exon. The coding region runs from base 363 to 2939 and encodes 858 amino acids. The record is from RefSeq and is a predicted model, not a curated record.